This is a messenger RNA of Colletotrichum chrysophilum, 1233 nucleotides long. RefSeq lists its product as uncharacterized. The transcript is spliced from 4 exons. Gene Ontology annotation, cellular component: membrane. Lineage: Eukaryota; Fungi; Ascomycota; Sordariomycetes; Glomerellales; Glomerellaceae. The coding region runs from base 1 to 1233 and encodes 410 amino acids. Gene Ontology annotation, molecular function: monoatomic cation transmembrane transporter activity. Gene Ontology annotation, biological process: transmembrane transport; monoatomic cation transport. The record is from RefSeq and is a predicted model, not a curated record.
AUGUCCACAAUCACAAAAACAGUCCCGAGCACGGGCAUAGACCUCGCCUCCCUCAACGCCGCAAGCGCCGACCCCGAAUCCCGCUCCUUCUCCUCCUCCGAGCUCAACGACCCUUACAACCUGGGCACGCACAUCAAGUCCGAAACCGACAUCGGCCUGCUCAGCACCCGCCCAGCCUCCAACGCGGCCCGCAGGCGCAUCCACCACAACUUCACCCGCGGCGGCGCCAAGGAGGCCAAGCUGCAGGACUUCUACCGCACGCAGAACACAAAGAUCCGCGCCCUGCUCAAGUCCGUCGACGAGCACGAGCGCGAGGCCAAAGAGACGCAGGGCGACAACAACGUCAAGUACCAGAUCGCCGUCAAGGGCAGUCUGGCCGCGAAUGUCGUGCUGUCGGCCCUGCAGCUGUACGCGGCCAUCUCGUCCGGCUCGCUGUCGCUGUUCACGACGAUGGCCGACUCUGUGUUCGAUCCGCUGUCUGGGAUUAUGCUCAUGCUCUCGCACCGCGCGGUGAAGAAGGUUGACACGCAGAAGUACCCGUCUGGUCGGGCGCGUAUCUCGACGGCGGGGAAUAUUGUGUUUUCGUUCAUCAUGUUCAGCGUGAGUUUGGUGCUGAUUGUGAUGUCUGCGAGGGAUCUGGCGGCGGGCUCGGACACGGAGACGAAUGAGUUUAAUUUAACCAGUGUGAUUGCUGUGGCGAUUGCGUUUGGUACCAAGUUUUGUCUCUUCCUUUACUGCUGGUCCAUCAAGCACAUCUACUCCCAGGUCGAGAUCCUCUGGCGCGACCACCGCAACGACCUCUUCAUCAACGGCUUCGGUAUCUUCACCUUCUCCGCGGGCAGCAAGAUCAAGUGGUGGAUCGACCCGAUGGGCGCCAUCAUCCUCUCGUUCCUUAUCGCCGGACUCUGGCUGCGGACUGCUUAUGAGGAGUUCCAGCUGCUAAUUGGUGUUUCUGCGGAGCCUGAGUUCCUGCAGCUCAUCACUUACAUCGCGAUGACACACUCCCCCGACGUCAAGCAAAUUGACACUGUCCGCGCGUACCACAGUGGCCCGCGCUACAUUGUCGAGAUCGAUAUCGUCAUGGACCGCCACGAGAAGUUGGAGAUUGCGCACGACGUGGCUGAGGCGCUGCAGAUCAAGAUUGAGAAGCUUCCUGGCGUCGAGAGGGCGUAUGUCCACAUUGACUACGAGACUAGUCACAAGCCGGAGCAUGACUUGAAGAAAAACCUGUGA